CAGAAGCCGAGACCAAUUUCGAGGGAAUUGAGAGCAAGUUUUCCUUACGGACGCCUGCAGAGCCCGAUGAGGAUGUGUGCUAUCUGGUUCCUGGGCAGGUGGACAGCCUGGCACAGUGCAACUUCAACCAUACCAGUAAAACCUUUGUGGUGAUCCAUGGGUGGACGGUGACAGGAAUGUAUGAAAGCUGGGUCCCGAAGCUGGUGGAUGCUCUGUACAAGAGGGAGCCUGACUCAAAUGUCAUUGUGGUGGACUGGCUAAUUCGAGCUCAGCAGCACUACCCAGUGUCUGCUGCAUACACUAAGCUGGUGGGAAAGGAUGUGGCUAUGUUUAUUGACUGGAUGGAGGAGCAAUUCAAUUAUCCUCUCAACAAUGUCCACUUGCUGGGAUACAGUCUAGGUGCUCAUGCUGCUGGGAUUGCUGGGAGUCUGACCAAGAAGAAGGUGAACAGAAUUACUGGCCUGGAUCCAGCUGGUCCUACCUUUGAGUAUGCCGAUGCCCUCACUCGCCUCUCCCCGGAUGAUGCUGACUUCGUGGAUGUCCUACACACCUACACUCGAGGCUCUCCAGACCGCAGCAUUGGUAUCCAGAAGCCUGUUGGACACAUUGAUAUUUAUCCUAAUGGUGGAGGCUUCCAGCCAGGUUGCAACUUGGGAGAAGCACUCCGUCUGAUCGCUGAAAAAGGCUUUGCAGAUGUGGAUCAGCUGGUGAAAUGCUCUCAUGAACGAUCCAUCCACCUCUUCAUUGACUCCCUCCUCUAUGAAGAAAAGCCCAGCAUGGCCUACCGCUGCAACACAAAGGAGGCCUUUGAGAAGGGUCUCUGCCUGAGCUGCCGGAAGAAUCGCUGCAACAAUUUGGGUUACAAGGUCAACAGAGUGAGAACGAAGAGAAAUACCAAAAUGUACUUGAAGACCCGUGCUCAGAUGCCCUAUAAAGUCUUUCAUUACCAGGUCAAGAUCCAUUUCUUUGGAAAGACUAAUAUGACCAAGACAAACCAGCCAUUCCUGAUCUCUCUCUAUGGCACUCUAGAUGAGAGUGAGAACAUUGCUUUCACACUGCCUGAAGUCUCCUCAAACAAGACCUUCUCCUUCCUGAUUUACACGGAAGUGGACAUUGGUGACCUGCUUAUGCUGAAGCUGCAGUGGGAGAAAGACACUUUCUUCAGCUGGUCAGACUGGUGGACUCCUUUUACAUUUGACAUCCAGAGAGUCAGAGUGAAAUCGGGAGAAACUCAGAAAAAGGUGGUGUUCUGUUCUCGAGAUGGCACCUCACGUCUUGGUAAGGGAGAAGAGGGAGCAAUAUUUGUGAAAUGCUUGGAGCAGCCUGUGAACAGGAAGAGAGGAGGUGCCAAGAAAGCCUCUAAAGAAAAUUCUGCUCAUGAAUCUGCUUAAGUGACAAGAAUGAAGAUUUUUUUCCACACUGGGGAGGAGGAGAGUCUGUUCAUCCUUGUGGACUGGAUGUUCAGAACCAAAUAUAUAGAAGUAUUUAUCCGCUGCUGGCUUUUUGCCUGCUAUUCCUAGCUAUCUUAGGAGACCUCGUGUAAGGAAGUCUCAGCAUAAAGUUACUAACAAUAAAGAUACAUUAUCCAAAUAGUUUAAAAACAAAGAAAUCUGCAAAACAACUUGCCAAAGGCUUGAGUGCUGGGAAGGAGUAAGUAAUUUUGCUUAAUCAUGGUGCCUUGUGACAAAGUUUCUUGACCAUCAAAUCCUCUAUAGCAAUUUUCUAGUAUUUAUUGAAAAGAAGCAAAACCCUG
Messenger RNA from Phaethon lepturus (White-tailed tropicbird), 1753 nucleotides. RefSeq names its product lipoprotein lipase (gene LPL). The transcript is spliced from 9 exons. Gene Ontology annotation, biological process: lipid metabolic process. The record is from RefSeq and is a predicted model, not a curated record. NCBI's taxonomy places the organism in Eukaryota, Metazoa, Chordata, Aves, Phaethontiformes, Phaethontidae. Gene Ontology annotation, molecular function: lipoprotein lipase activity; apolipoprotein binding. The annotation marks the transcript as partial.